Messenger RNA from Lytechinus variegatus (green sea urchin), 2247 nucleotides. Its product is annotated as protein arginine N-methyltransferase 5-like. The transcript has 13 exons. The record is from RefSeq and is a predicted model, not a curated record. Gene Ontology annotation, biological process: peptidyl-arginine N-methylation; regulation of DNA-templated transcription. Lineage: Eukaryota; Metazoa; Echinodermata; Echinoidea; Temnopleuroida; Toxopneustidae. The coding region runs from base 18 to 1910 and encodes 630 amino acids. Gene Ontology annotation, cellular component: cytosol; nucleus.
AUAACUGUCGUUCGUACAUGUACAACGCAAUGGCGGCUCAACAGCAUGUGUCUUGCGGGCGAUGCCUCGGCUGUGUUCCCGACAUCUCAAAUUCGAUGCAGCUGGCAUCAUAUGCUGGAUUUGACUUUGUGGCUAUGCCCAUCGUGCAUCCAAGAUUCAAGAGAGAGUUUGUAGAAGGAAAAGCCAAAGACAGAGUGGCAGCAUUUGCAAGAUCGGACUUACUGUUACCAAGCCAAGAUUGGAGCGCCCUGGUUGUUGGAAAGCUGUCAGAAUGGCUUCAGCCAGACUCUGAUAAUGCUGUAGUUCGUCAGAACUCCCAGGUUGCCUUGAUGCAGGAGUUGAACUAUGCGGCCCAUCUGAGUUUACCAGCUGUCCUGGUGCCCUUGAAUAACAUCAACUGUGUUAACCUGGCAAGAUGCCUCUACAGCCACAUGCAGGGUCAUAGCAAUCACCAGGUAUGGAUUCAUGUACCAAUUCAAGCUCCAGGGACUAUGACUGAUGACCUAGUGGAAAACCCUUCAUUGUUUGAAGACACAAAGAAAGACAACGAGCCUUGGCACUGGUGGAACACAUUACGGCGGGCCUGUAACCAUCACAAGCGGCUUGGUAUAGCUCUUGAAGCCACAGCAGACCUACCAUCACAAGAGAUUAUUGAUAGGUGGAUGGGUGAACCGGUCAAAUGUGCCAUCUUCUCCACAUCUCUCUUCCUUACCAAUAAGAAAGGAUUCCCUGUACUAUCUAAGGCUCAUCAAUCAUUGGUCAUGCAGCUAUUUAGGCUAGAUGUCCAGAUGAUGAUCAAAGGCACCAAUAGGCAUCCAGAUAAAGGUAUCAAGGCUUACCAGCAGUACAUGGAACACCUCUACCAAUCCCAACCACCUCUUGGAGGAGUUGAUGCUUUCGCCAAGGGUUAUGAAGACUACCUACAGUGUCCUCUUCAGCCCUUGUCAGACAACUUAGAAUCCCAGACGUAUGAGAUAUUUGAGAAAGAUCCUGUGAAGUAUACCCGCUACCAGGAAGCAGUCUUCAAAGCUCUGAUAGACUCUGUCCCAGAGACACAAAAAUCAACAACAAAGACAAUAAUAAUGGUUCUGGGAGCUGGGAGAGGCCCUCUUGUGACAGCAUCAUUAAAGGCAGCCGAGCAAGCUGAGAGGAAAGUCCAUGUAUAUGCCGUAGAGAAAAAUCCCAAUGCAGCUGUAACGUUAUUCACAUUGAAGGAAGACAAAUGGGGUGAUCUAGUAACAGUUGUUCAGACAGACAUGAGAGAGUGGAAGGCUCCGGUGAAGGCAGAUAUCAUUGUCAGUGAGCUCCUUGGCUCAUUCGGAGACAAUGAACUCUCACCAGAGUGUCUAGAUGGAGCUCAACCAUUCCUUAAAGAUGACUGUAUCAGCAUUCCAUGUAAAUACACCUCUUAUCUUAGUCCUCUUAUGUCUCAUAAACUCUACAAUGAAGUCAAGUUAUGUAAGGAAAAGGACAAAAAUCCAGAAGCCCACUUUGAGACACCUUACGUAGUCCGUCUACAGAACGUGACGGUCCUUGACAAGCCGCAAUCAGUGUUCACCUUCACUCAUCCAGCCAAGCUACCGACAGACAACCAAAGAUACAAGCAUUUGACCUUUGACAUCAAGGAGGAUGCAGAACUUCAUGGGUUUGCAGGGUAUUUUGAUACAGUGCUGUAUGGUGACAUUAUGCUCAGUACUGAACCAAGCACAUAUUCAGAAGGAAUGUUCAGCUGGUUCCCCAUAUUCUUUCCAUUAAAAACUCCUAUUCAUCUAAGAGCCAACUCAAGGGUGACUGUCCACUUCUGGAGGAAUGUCCGAAGCCGCAGCGUAUGGUAUGAGUGGUCACUGACUGAACCUGUGGCUACGCCCAUCCACAACAUCAAUGGCCAAUCGUACACCAUCAGCUUGUGAUAAUACAUUCAUUGCUUUGCCUAUCAUAGCAUUUAAUCCUUAAUAACCCUAUUCCUGUAUUGGAAAGGUCAAUACUUAUUCCAAUCAACUGCAGCUUGAUUGUGGAGCACUAGGAAACCCAAGAGUCCAACUCUGCUGGAUAAACUCUCCCAAUGAACAUUCUCUUAGAGCGCACCUCACUUGUACGAUGCCCACUGAAAAUACAGGACAACUCCCCCAGGAGGACAACUCCACUGGAUAAGACUCCCCAGUGAGUGUUCUCUCAGCUCACACCUCACUUGUACAAGACCCACUAAAGGUACAGGACAUCACCCUAGGAGAGAGCUGUACCAUUAAA